This is a messenger RNA of Doryrhamphus excisus (bluestripe pipefish), 2882 nucleotides long. Its product is annotated as NSE2 SUMO ligase component of SMC5/6 complex. The record is from RefSeq and is a predicted model, not a curated record. Gene Ontology annotation, cellular component: nucleus; Smc5-Smc6 complex. Gene Ontology annotation, biological process: protein sumoylation; double-strand break repair via homologous recombination. Gene Ontology annotation, molecular function: zinc ion binding; SUMO ligase activity. NCBI's taxonomy places the organism in Eukaryota, Metazoa, Chordata, Actinopteri, Syngnathiformes, Syngnathidae.
CCAGUAGUGGCUCAUUGCAGGCUGAGUUUGCUUUAAACCAACACUGGCUCCCAACUACAGGCUUGUGUGGUGCACUUCAAACACACCAAAGUCAGCCAAGCACCAGCAGGAAGCGAGGAGAGCCGCGAGGAAACAAGGAAAGGUCAAACGUUUCUUUAGUGACGGCAGGCGGGCGGAGGAUCUCCUAAACCGGGACAUGGAUUACUGGCACCACUUUGGAUUUAGUUGACACCUUCCUGACGUGAUCGGGCGAACAGGUGGAUCCCGCCGGUUUCAACGACGCCCACCUUUAUGGGGAACCAGGUGGAGAAACUAACUCACUUAAAUUACGCGGAGGUGCCGACGUCGGAUCCGAAUGGGCUCGACCCGGACGAAGACGGACCCCGAAUCGGCGUCUCGUACAUUUUCUCCAAUGACGCGGACGACGACGAGGACGAGCAUCCGGACGCCUUCCCCACGGAGAACCACCAGGCGAAGCACGACGAGAAACCGUUUGACCCCAAAGACGAGCUCGGGUGUUCGGUUUGCUUCCGGGAGGAGUGCGUGUUCGAAAGAGGCACCGGAACCGCCACCCACACCGCGGAGAGCCUGCUGAACAAGUGCAAACCGGGAGACCUGCUGGAGUUUGUCGCCACGGGACAGUACCCGCACUGGGCCGUGUACGUGGGGGACUUCCAGGUGGUCCACUUGCAUCGCGCCGAGAUCAAGAACAGCUUCCUGACCGACGUGAGUCAGGGCAGGAAGGGUCGCAUCGUCAACGCUCUCUACCGGUACCGGGCACUCCAGCCGGAGGUGAUUGUGCGCAACGCCGUGGACCACGUCGGCUCCAGGGACCGAGAACUCUACUGGAGGAACUCCGAGUGUUUCGCGGCCUGGUGUCGCUUUGGAAAACGCGAAUUUAAAAUCGGAGGGGAGAUUAGGAUCGGCAAACAACCGUACAGGUUGAGAUUACACUUUUCCGACAAGAAGACGCACGUUUUGGAGUUCCAGAGCCUGGAGGACGUGAUCAUGGAGAGGAGGAGGAACGACCAGAUAGGAAAGGACGCUGUCAUGCAAGAACUGGCCAAUCACCUGAACGCACCACACGACUAUACGGAGCAUGCGUUUGGCACCUGAUGCCGCCCGGGGGGGGUGUUCCUGUGUCGGGAUGCCUUUUGGCCUGGGAGGGGUCAACACCCAAUUAGCAUCUUUUUCCAUGAAACUGGUAAACAAGACUUGUUUACAUUCAUACAAGUGGAUUGGACACGGACUUGGUGUUAUUUUAUUACCACUGAGCAUCUUUUAUGAAUUAUUAUAUUUAUAAGCUGCAGUAAAUAUACACAAAGAAAUACACACUGAAAGGUAAUAAAAGGCAAAUUAAUAAACCCCUAUUGUAUUUUUUUUACAUUUGAUUAUUGAUUACACUUCAUGUAAUCAUUACACAAGUCUAUGUGGACAUGAUUGAUUUGUGUGGUUUUGUUUUGGAAAAAAAUGGAAAUAAAUAUAAAUGACUGAUAUAUUUUCCUUAUUUUUACUGCCUGGUUGUAAUUGAGAAUAAUUAUGAAGAAAAAAUAGUAUAUGUCAGGGGUGUCACUAGGUUCUGAUGACGGGGAAGGGGGGCUUAGCCCCCCCUGGAGAUGCACAGGAUAUGAAUGAAUGUAAUAGACAAUAAAAAAAAAUAAUCCAAAAAACAAAUAACAAGAACCGGGAUAUAACUUUCCCACUUUUGGACAGAUUUAGUAGAGGUACUUAAUUGUUAAUUGGUAAUUAUUUUAGGCCACCAUUAAAUGUACACAAGUACACACAAUAUACACUGCAAAACCGCUGGACAGUGAUCAAUUAGAAUUAUAUUAUUAAUUAGGCUAUUAUUAUUACUAUCAUCAUUAUUCUUCUGAUUAGUACUACUACUAGUAGGCUAGUAUUAGUAUUAUUAAGUUACAUUUUUGGGGGGCAAAAAUCAAUAAAAAAUAAAAUAUUAAAUUAAUUUUUUUGGGGGGGGGAAAUUAAUAAAAUAUUAUUAAAUUAAAUUUUUUUGGGGAAAAAAAUAAAAUAAAACCAAUAAAAAAUAUCAAUUUUUUUAGGAGGGCUUAAGAACAUUUUAGGGCGGCUGAGGCCCCCUAAAAUAGGCCUAAUGACGCUAAUGCUAUAUGUCCUGGUAAGUCUUUAUUCGGCAUAACAGCAAGACUAUAGAUAACUAUAAUAACUAUAACUAUAGAUGCUUUUACAGCUUUGUGGCAAGUUGUGUUCCACCUGUGGUGGACAUUUUUUUCCCAUUACUUUCACUUCUGACUGAAUAUAUGUCAUUUCUUUGUGAGUUGCCACAGGCUUGAAAUGUUCUUCACCCUUAUUUUGCUUUCAUUCCCUCCCUCGGAACUGCAGAGUUUAUUACAGUUCAGUCAUACACUCGGCUCGUAUUUGACAACACUCUUAAAUAAGAAAAAACCACCACAUAGUUGUCACGUUUGUAUUGAAAAGAACAUUUCAAUUGGAACAUAUUUGGAAGAAUUGGGGUGUGUUUUGGUUUAUGGGUCGUAACUGUUAGAAUCAGGUAGGAAAUGGACACAAAAAUGAAGAACGUGUUUGAUCUUGAAAGAAAAGCCCCCCCUUCCUGUCCCGUUUUGCAUGAUUUCAUGCCUGUUGUGUUUCCCUUUGCUUUUUUUGUGCAGGUCAUGUCCCAAAAGAGCUAAAGUAGGAUCACGUCGAUAGCGAGUAACAACAAGCGGAAAAGCUGCCGGACACAUUAGCAUGUAUGCAAUUCUCUACGGUCCGCCACUGCGCUCAAAUAGGAAUUGUGUGUGUGUGAUGCAUAUUUAUGAUAAUCAGUCAUAUUUUGGUAACAGCCAGAGAAUGGGGACUGCACGGGGGUGAAGCACACGAUAUUAAAACAGCUGCUGAGACUGAAA